AUGUCAGAAAAAGGCCAGGAUGUCAUCCACUUCGACGAGCCCAAUGGCAACUUCGACCGCACAUGGAGAGAGGAACAGUGGGGAUCCAAGAAGCUGAGUGCUGCGGCUCAGGAUGUGGCCAAAGACGAGAAGGACAUGACAAUCCGCCAGGCUAUCAAGGUCUACAAGAAAGCCAUCAUUUGGAGCUUGGUCAUUUCAACCUGUGUCAUCAUGGAGGGAUAUGAUACAAAUCUUUUGGGCAACUUUUAUGCAUACCCAUCAUUCCAGAAAAAGUACGGUGACUGGGUCGGCGUCACGAAACAGACGCCUACUGGUUAUUCGCUCACUGCCGGUUGGCAGUCUGGUCUUGGGCAAGGCAGUGGCUGUGGUUCAAUCUUGGGUACAAUCAUAAACGGGUGGCUGGUCACAGCGUUUGGUCCUCGCAAUGUCCUGCUGUGCACCCUUUGUGUCAUGACCUGCUUCCUUUUCAUCGUUUUCUUCGCGCCCAGCAAGGAAGUCCUCCUUGUGGGAGAGAUUUUACUCGGGUUCGAAUGGGGAAUCUUUGCCACCACAGCACCCGCGUACGCGUCGGAGGUUCUCCCGCUCCAGCUCCGCGUCUUCUUCACCUCGUACGUGAACAUGUGUUUUAUCAUCGGCCAGUUCAUCUCCGGGGGCAUCCUGCGUGGGCUUGUCAGCAGAAACGACCAGUGGGGAUACAGGAUCCCCUUUGCGAUUCAAUGGAUCUGGCCCGCGUUCCUCAUCCCUUUGAUCUGGUUCGCUCCAGAGUCGCCCUAUCAUCUUGUUCGCCACAACAGGCUCGAAGAGGCAGAGAGGUCUAUCCGCAGACUGCAGGCCGCUGGUCCCGAUUUGGAUCCCAAGAGAACUCUGGCAACCAUUGUCUACACGAACAACUUGGAGGAGCAACUCGCCGUGGGUACCUCGUAUUUCGAUUGUUUCCGAGGGUUUGAGAGACGUCGAACAGAGAUUGCCUGCGUCGUCUUUGGUGGCCAGCUUGUGUGUGGUCUCUGCUUUGCUUAUGCGUCGACAUAUUUCUUUCAACAAGUGGGCUUGGACAUGAAGGCAGCUUAUUCUUUGGGCGUUGGUGCUAAUGGCCUUGCUCUGUUGGCUUGCUUCGCCAAUUGGUUCUUGCUCAUGCCAUACUUCGGCCGCCGAACCGUCUAUGUCUGGGGAAUGUGCGCCAUGGCCAUCGAGUUGUGCCUCAUCGGCAUUCUCAACCCCUGGACCAAUCGUCCCUCUGUUGCUUGGACGCAAGCCGUGCUGACCUUGGUUUGGACCGUCACCUUCCAGCUCAGCGCCGGCCAGCUGGGAUGGGCUUUGCCGGCCGAGAUCGGGUCGACCAGGCUGAGACAGAAGACCGUCUGCCUCGCGCGGAACGUGUCCAACAUCACCGGCGUCAUCGGUGGCACCCUCGAGAACUUUUUCAUGAACCCCAAGGCCUGGAACUUGCAGGGCUACACUGGCUUCGUAUGGGGUGGCUGUGCUUGGCUCGUGUUCAUCUGGGCAUUCUUCAGGCUCCCAGAGACAAAGGACCGCUCGUUCCACGAACUCGACAUCCUCUUCGCCAGAAACAUCCCCGCCCGGAAAUUCAAGACGACCCAGAUCGACGAGUUCGACGAGCACGAGCAGAACCAACUCGCCGCGCGGUACUCGGUGGACGGCGGCCAGGGUCCGCCCCUGCGCCGUCCGUCCUACGUGCCCUCCGUGACCAACGUGCUGGCGAACCACGGCCGCGCCGAAGAUGCCCUGGCCCAACGCAGAGGCUCGAUCAUCGCCACACCCAACGGGUCCCGCAGGCCUUCAAUCGCCCCCGCCGUCACGGAGUAUCUGAAGACUCAUUAG
Molecule: messenger RNA, 1839 nt
Organism: Cladophialophora psammophila CBS 110553
Lineage: Eukaryota; Fungi; Ascomycota; Eurotiomycetes; Chaetothyriales; Herpotrichiellaceae
Exons: 8
Coding region: 1-1839 (612 amino acids)
Biological process (GO): carbohydrate transport; transmembrane transport
Cellular component (GO): membrane
Molecular function (GO): carbohydrate:proton symporter activity
Source: RefSeq, a predicted model, not a curated record